Messenger RNA from Trifolium pratense (red clover), 990 nucleotides. RefSeq names its product 2-phytyl-1,4-beta-naphthoquinone methyltransferase, chloroplastic. NCBI's taxonomy places the organism in Eukaryota, Viridiplantae, Streptophyta, Magnoliopsida, Fabales, Fabaceae. Gene Ontology annotation, biological process: phylloquinone biosynthetic process. Gene Ontology annotation, molecular function: 2-phytyl-1,4-naphthoquinone methyltransferase activity. The record is from RefSeq and is a predicted model, not a curated record. Bases 80 to 820 code for a protein of 246 amino acids. The transcript is spliced from 8 exons.
CUAAAUCCGGAUUGGUUUGGUUCUUUUGACACGUCACAUUUAUCUCUGUUGUGUUGUGUUGUGUUGUGUUGCUACAGAGAUGUCGACGACGGUGUUUCCUUCCUCAACAUUCCGACCACCGUCCAUCCGCUGCUCCAACGACCGCCAGGCGCUUUUUAACCGCAUCGCUCCUGUCUAUGAUAACCUGAAUGAUUUGCUGAGCUUAGGUCAGCACCGAAUUUGGAAGCGAAUGGCAGUUUCAUGGACUCAAGCAAAAAUGGGUGAUCGUGUGUUGGAUGUGUGCUGUGGAAGUGGUGAUUUAGCUUUUCUCUUGUCCAACAAAGUUGCCUCCAAUGGCAAGGUGAUUGGUCUUGAUUUCUCAAAGGAACAGUUAAUGGUCGCCUCAUCACGGUCGUUUUCAAAGAAUUGCUUCAAGAAUAUUGAGUGGGUUGAAGGCGAUGCUCUUGACUUACCAUUUGCUGAUAAUUACUUUGAUGCAAUCACUAUGGGCUAUGGUCUACGAAAUGUUGUUGAUAAGCGUAAAGCCAUGCAGGAAAUUUUACGAGUGCUUAAACCUGGUUCCAAUGUGUCGAUCCUUGACUUCAAUAAAAGCAAUGAGCUACUAACUUCUUCAAUUACGGAGUGGAUGAUUGACAAUAUUGUUGUCCCUGCUGCCUCUGUUUAUGGCCUUUCAGAAGACUACAGAUAUCUCAAGAGGUCAAUAAGAGAAUUUUUAACAGGGAAGGAAUUGGAGAAACUUGCUUUAGAAGUAGGAUUUUCUACGGCCCGACAUUAUGAGAUUGGUGGAGGCCUCAUGGGGUGCUUGGUAGCCAAAAAUUAGAUUAGUUAAGGGAUCAUCUUUGUGUACCAAUAGAUUCCCACCACCAUUUUUUUUUUCUGGUGUGGACUGUGUUCAAGCUGUAUAAAUAUAAACUAUGCUGCUAAUUCAAAUGCGCGCAGCUCUUUUAUUGCCUAAAGUUCUUCUGUUAAAUAAUUUUAUUUGCAACGUCA